AUGAGUACAAGGAAAGUUUUAAAGAUGGUCGAUAAAGAGACAAAUUAAAGAUUGAAAGACGAACUUGAACUCCAAAAAAAAAUCAAAGAGGAUAAGAGACUCUAAGAAAAAAUGGAAAGAGAUGCUUAGAGAUAGGAAGAAAAACUAUUAAGAGAUCAAUAACGAUAAAUGGAAAAAGAAAAAAGACAAGAGGAAUGA
Stylonychia lemnae is the source of this 198-nucleotide messenger RNA. The record is from the annotation of a GenBank genome assembly. Lineage: Eukaryota; Ciliophora; Spirotrichea; Sporadotrichida; Oxytrichidae.